UACCGUCGCCGUCGCCCCCCGUCUUGGCAUGGAGGGAUGACUGCAGCGCCUCCCAGUCCAUCAUUUUUGGGAGUUCCAUUGCCACCGACCCAUAACCGGCGGCAUUCAUUCGGCCAUGGCAAUCGCGCUCCUUGGCCAUACCAGACGUCGCCGCAGCACUUCCAGAUUCACCCGCUUCUUAACGGAGAAGCUUAUGUAUCCGAGUUCUACUUCGACAUUGCCAAUCCAGCUUUCGCGCCAUUGCGCAAAGUUGGUCCAAACCACACGGCUAUGGUGUCUGUCGAAGAACUCAGGGAACCUGCUACGUUUCCAACCAUUACCCGCAUGCGUAUCACGCAUGAUGCUAUUCCCCAAUGGCCUGUUGACUUGGAGCUCGUUCAUGGCGAGUACGAUAUCUCAGGCGCUCUGCCCAUAACGGUUGGCGAUGUUUUGUGGAUGAUCCAUUCUUCCCUGCACCGCCAAAUUUCUCACUCUGACUGGGCCCAGCUAAGUCAGAGUGAAGAAACUGCAAUUGCGCGGGCAUAUACCCGCAGAUACAGGAGCAUCCCUUCAUCUGCUCAGCUCGAAGCAAGUCAAGGAGUCAAAAGGGUUGACUAUUUGAUGGAAAGACACGUCUUCAGGGGACUUGUCAGAGCUCCAGAUGAAGAUGGUUUCCACCAUUGGAAGUUGUUG
This is a messenger RNA of Suillus subaureus, 672 nucleotides long. RefSeq lists its product as uncharacterized. Lineage: Eukaryota; Fungi; Basidiomycota; Agaricomycetes; Boletales; Suillaceae. The record is from RefSeq and is a predicted model, not a curated record. The transcript has a single exon. The annotation marks the transcript as partial.